AUGGAAUACGCCAAGAUCCCCCCACGAUCUUCGUCAAAGCCAACACCGUUUCAAGUGUCGAUCCCUGAUUCGCAGGUUGCACGUCUCCAUCGACACCUGGACCUCGCUGAACUCGCGCCCGAGACGUAUGAGAAUCUGAAAGAAGAUGAAAGUGUAGGGAUUUCUCAUGCAUGGCUUUCCAAUGCUCUCCACUCAUGGAAAACUCAAUACGACUGGCGUCAGACCGAGAAACGCAUAAACUCGUUCCCCAAUUACCAGGUUUCGGUGACCGAUGAGGUGGGAACGGAUUAUAGCAUUCACAUUGUUGCACUUUUCUCAGAGAAGCCAGACGCCAUCCCGAUCGUGAUGCUACAUGGUUGGCCUGGGAGUUUCAUGGAAUUCCUGCCGUGUCUCGACAUUGUCAGGAACCGCUACACCCCAUCGACUCUGCCUUACCACAUAAUUGUUCCCAGCAUAGUUGGCUACUGUUUUUCGACAGGGCCUUCGACCAAGUCAAAUACAACGGUUGCUGACGUUGCUUGGGUCAUCAACUCUAUGAUGGUUGGUCUGGGCUUUCAAGACGGUUACAUUGCCCAAGGCGGUGAUAUUGGGAGUUACCUGGCGAGGAUCCUCGGAUCAAAGUUUGAAGAAUGCAAGGCAGUCCACUUGAACUUCUGUGGCAUGCAAAAGCCACAGAAUGCCGAUGCCACGAGCGAAGCACUGAGUAAGAUCGAAGAGGCCGCACUCGAACAAUCCAGGCUGUCCUCCAUGACUGAAUUCGCCUACGCCCUCGAGCACGCCACCAGGCCGGCCACAAUUGGCUUCGUACUAUCGUCAAAUCCCGUUGCAUUGCUGAGUUGGAUAGGCGAGAAGUACUUGGCUUGGUCACACCAGAAUCCCCCACUCUCCGUGAUACUCGAUGCGGCCUCAGUCUACUGGUUUACCAAGACCAUCGCCCGCUGUCUAUACCCAUACCGCGACGUGUUGCGGUCUCCAUACCAUGACUUGCCCGAGUACUUCAUCCAUAAGCCCCUGGGCUUCUCAUCCUUCCCUUACGAGAUCACACCCACCCCGAUUUCGUGGGUUCGAUCGACUGGGAAUCUGGCAUGGAGCAGGACGCAUAGUGAAGGAGGCCACUUCGCCGCAUUAGAAACGCCUGAUGCCUUUCUUCGGGACAUUGAAGAUUUUGUAGCAAGUGUCUGGGCACCAUGA
Messenger RNA from Mytilinidion resinicola, 1191 nucleotides. Its product is annotated as epoxide hydrolase. Lineage: Eukaryota; Fungi; Ascomycota; Dothideomycetes; Mytilinidiales; Mytilinidiaceae. The transcript has 5 exons. The record is from RefSeq and is a predicted model, not a curated record. Gene Ontology annotation, molecular function: epoxide hydrolase activity. The coding region runs from base 1 to 1191 and encodes 396 amino acids. Gene Ontology annotation, biological process: epoxide metabolic process.